Messenger RNA from Dalotia coriaria, 2677 nucleotides. It is a transcript of the gene Su(z)12, whose product is annotated as Polycomb protein Su(z)12. The transcript is spliced from 3 exons. Lineage: Eukaryota; Metazoa; Arthropoda; Insecta; Coleoptera; Staphylinidae. The record is from RefSeq and is a predicted model, not a curated record. Gene Ontology annotation, cellular component: RSC-type complex; nucleus; ESC/E(Z) complex. The coding region runs from base 290 to 2347 and encodes 685 amino acids. Gene Ontology annotation, molecular function: chromatin DNA binding.
CGUUAUCAGUAUCUGCUUGUUUGCAUUACUAAUACGUUUCUUGUUGUUGUGAAAAUACAGUAAUAAAAUAAGGCAUGUGAAUAAUGCCUGUCCAUAAAAUGUUUCAAAAACAUGGGGACAUUUUACGUCUGCAAGUUUGUUAUUUACUGGUUGCCGGCUUUUGGGCGCAAAACUCCUCGCAACCAACCCAACCAAAACCCAACCAACACACAGUCCAUGUCCGUUGGGGUAGAGUUACGCGCUUGUGCCGUGUUUAUGAUAAUACUCGUUCGCUGGGAAACCCCCGAAAAUGCCACCGAAGAAACGUGAAAAAGACGCGGACGCGUCGAAAAACCCUCGCAUGGAUCACAUUCAGGCCGAUCAUGAGCUCUUCCUUCAGGCAUUCGAGAAACCGACUCAAAUUUACCGAUAUCUACGUACUAGAAACAUGUGUUCACCAAUAUUUCUCAAUCGGACCCUCACAUACAUGAAACAUAGAAUGUCAAGAAGUCACAAGAAACGCGCCACAUUUAAAGUAGAUUCCCUCUAUGAUCAAGUGAAGACAAAGAACAAAGACUUUCUUAACAUACUGCCAGGCUUCAUGAAUCUCACCUUUCUGGGCUUUUAUGAUAAAAACAUUGAUGCCAGCAUCAAACAAGUACAAAUUGAAACAGUCCUGUUCAAGAUUAGUCAUAAGAAGAGAAAAGACAGUUCGUCUCCGUUAAUGGAGGCAUCCUUUGGCCUAUGUGAUGUCGAUGUGAACCCGCCGCACAAUAAUUUGCCGCCGAUGGCACCAUCAGUCAGUGUUCCAUCCGAAGCAUUUACAAUUUCGGCGGAUUCUUUAGCCAAAUCAUAUGUUUUACUGCUCAAAGUACAACACAGUAUUAAAAGCGACGCCAAUUGUGAGGAUGACGAGCCCGCGGCCAAGAAGCGCAAAUCUCUAACCAACGGAACGCUUGAAAAGAAUUCAAAUUCAAACAACACGGAAAUGAAACUCUAUGUUUCAGAGCUUGUAGUGUAUGAUAAACACAGCAGGUGUUUAUUAUCAGAUGCAGACUAUGAGCUGAUGCUACAAGAAGUGAAGGGCAACUGUAAUAAAAACUCGCCGCGCAAACACUCCACCUGGGAAAGCAGCGAUGAUCUCGUCGAUUGCUGCACUGACCUUGAUGCAUUAUUCAUGUCACCAAGCGUGAAAUUUAAGCUUAAUUGGUCAGCAAAACCAUGCGACAAGAUGGUGGAACGACCGGUGGCAUACCCGACUUCUGAAACAAAAGAAAUCGCUGUGAAUAACAAUGCUAAUCAGGAAAAACUACAAAUCGUAUAUCAGUUUGUUUAUAACAAUAAUUCCAGGCAGCAGACUGAGGCUUGUGAGGAUUUACACUGUCCGUGGUGUAGUCUGAACUGCCAAGAAUUAUAUGUUCUACUCAAGCAUUUGAAACUUUGUCAUUCGAGAUUCACGUUUACUUAUGUGCCGAUAUCGGUUGGGGCGAGGAUUGAUGUCGCGAUCAAUGAGUUGUAUGACGGGUCAUACACAGGAAGUCCUCAUGAUUUGAUCAAUCAACCUUCAGUUUAUGCGUUCUCAAGAAACGGACCGGUGCGAAGAGCUUCAGUGACGCAUAUUUUAGUCUGUCAUCCGAAACGGUCCAAGCCUAGUUUAUCCGAGUUUCUAGAAUUAGAUGAUUGUGAAUACGAUGGCCAAAGACCGUUCAUCACCGGCCACAAUCGCCUCUAUCACCACACCGCGACGUGCCUCCCGAUCUACCCGAAAGAGAUGGAGAUUGACUCCGAAGGUGAGAAUGAUCCUGAAUGGCUGAGGAGUAAAACAAUGCAGAUGAUCGACGAGUUCACCGAUGUCAACGAAGGCGAAAAGGAGUUGAUGAAGAUGUGGAAUCUCCACGUGAUGAAAUAUGGCUUCGUUGGAGACUGUCAAAUUCCGUUGGCAUGCGCUAUGUUCGUCGAGCACAAAGGCAAAGAACUCCUGCUGAAGAAUCUCUAUCGAAAUUUCGUUGUACACAUGUGUUCACUGUUUGAUUUCGGAUUGGUAAGUGCGGUUUGCUUAUACAAUACACUUAAGAAGCUACAAGAAAUGGUUAGGGAAACGGCUGCUAUUAGAGCAGUGUUGAGAGAAUCCCGAGAAGCACAGAUGGAUAAUUGGCACAAGGCUGGUAUUACUUCGCCAAUAUUUAACCCGGAUAAGCCAGGCCCCAGCAAGACUCCUACAAACCGAAAAAAUAUUGGGAUUCAACGAAGGAAAGGAACACCUCAGCCUGCAACCGAACCGCCUUUAAGGAGAAAAAGUUUGAAUGCCGCCACUGAGAGCACCAAGAAGAGGCUCUCCUUAAAGCAACCGGAGAAGAAUGGAAAUUAGUUCUGUUGUUGAUUUUUACACGUUAAAGUGCCUCGAUAAUCAUUUUCUUUUGUAAAUUUGUGAUAGAUUCAUCGACUUUCAAGUAGGAUUUAUGAUUGUGUUUAAUUUCCAUUUCUAUGUUAGUUUGUAAAUAAUUUUUCGGUUCGAUUAAGCAAUUGUCGGAAAGACAAGAUGGCAUGAGGAUUCCACGUUUAGGCUAGUCUAGUCACCAAAAAGUGUGGCCCAAUAAGUUCUGCAAACAAUACUGCCAACAUGUAUUUCAUAGCUGAUUCGUUUCACUCUUUUUGUAAACGAUAGGGAAUUACGUAAUAUACAAUAUUUUGUAUGAAA